AUGCCUGCCUUCACUCUCCCCAGCGGGGCCGUCUUUAGCUACACCAACGGCGGGAUUCCCUCGUCCAACAAGACUAAUUAUGUUACGCUGUGGUCUGGACUACAUCUCGAGUAUGAACUGCGACGUCCAGGGACCUUCCAGUCUUUGGCUGUUCUCGAGCUCUCCAAUGGCGUUCGCGUCAUCGCCCCGAAUCGCCGAGAAUACGACGGGUCAACUCCGCACCCGGAUGAGCUCGAUUUGCUCAUGAACGGGGGCGAAGCGGAGAAGGAGGCAUUCAUUGUGGAAAUGGGUCGGGACUUGGCGCUGUUGAUCGCGGGGCUUGUCACAUCGCUUGCUCUCCCAGGAGGAGUGGCUGCGGCUGGAUGGUCGCUGGGGUCUCUGGCCCUCAUGGCCGUCGUCGCCGCUAUCCUCUAUCAGCUGCCCACCGUCGUGUUUGGUAUCCCGGACCCGGAAGGGAUGUCCUCAAGUCCGAACCCGAAGUCCCUCGAGCCAAGAUGGGGCCUUACUUAGCGCGUUGGUUGUCGAACUUCUUCGUGCACGGUGAACUGUCGACACACGAUCUACAAAAUCUGACGUGCUCCCGCACUGACCCGAAUCGGCCCCCAACCAUCGAGACCAUCCCAAUGGACGGUACAUUAGACUUGACAGCGGGCGUCAAGGCCAACGCGAUGCUCGUUUCUCCCAGUUUCGCCGCUGCUACGACAAAAUUGGUCGAUAAAGCGCUGUUGGACACACGUGCGCAGCCAGCUGUGGAAAGAAUAGCAAGUACUAUCUUGUGAUUUGCUCCAUGGAUGGCUGAACUCGAUCUACGCCGGGUGGAAGAUUGAAGAGCGGAUGUUUGUAGAGACAAAGCCGGAGUGCGAGAUCACCUUUGAAUUAGUGGACGGCGCCAAUUAUUUCUUCGUCAUGGAGGAGCCACUUGAUUGUUUCAAGCAAUGGUUUGGUCAUUGACCUACCUUCCUUUAUUCUAUCGGAUCGCGGAGAGAACGCCCUCCCUCGAGCUCCAGUUAGGAGAGCGAUGCUCCCCUCCUCUGAUGCAAUUACUUUACUUCAUGGUUGAUGAUAGAAAUACUAACUAUCUGGAACAUUGGCCUCGGC
Mycena citricolor is the source of this 1098-nucleotide messenger RNA. The record is from the annotation of a GenBank genome assembly. NCBI's taxonomy places the organism in Eukaryota, Fungi, Basidiomycota, Agaricomycetes, Agaricales, Mycenaceae.